AUGAAGAUGAAAGAUGAACCUGUCAUUGUGGCCACUGCAAGAUCCUCAACAUCUUCAUCAUGUUGCUGUUCAAUGACAAAACUGAUGAGAAAACUUCUCAUGAAGAGAUCACGUAGCCGAAUCAGACAAGGUUCGUUUCAAUGUUGCUAUGAUCCUUUGAGCUAUUCUUUGAAUUUUGACACUAGUGACUGUGGAAGCUUAUUGGAUGAGGAUUAUUAUUAUAAGUUCUGUGCUUUUUCUUCAAGGUUUGUGGCAAAUCCAACUCCUCUCCAAGUAGCUACAGGGAAGGGAACUCUCAGUAUUAGUAGCUAG
Messenger RNA from Lathyrus sativus (Indian pea), 312 nucleotides. The record is from the annotation of a GenBank genome assembly. Lineage: Eukaryota; Viridiplantae; Streptophyta; Magnoliopsida; Fabales; Fabaceae.